AUGGCUGUGGCUGUGGCUGACUAUGACUGUGUCUAUGACUGUGUCUGUGACUGUGUCUGUGACUGCGACUGGAGCUCUGGCUGUGGCUGUUUCCGUGGCUGCGACCGUGGCUGCGACCGUGGCUGUGGCUGCGACCGUGGCUGUGUCUGCGACCGUGGCUGUGUCUGCGACCGUGGCUGUGUCUGCGACCGUGGCUGCGACCAUGGCUGUGGCUGCAACCGUGGCUGUGGCUGCAACCGUGGCUGCGACCGUGGCUAUGGCUGCGACCGUGGCUGUGGCUGCGACUGA
Messenger RNA from Carcharodon carcharias (great white shark), 288 nucleotides. Its product is annotated as small cysteine and glycine repeat-containing protein 6-like. The transcript has a single exon. NCBI's taxonomy places the organism in Eukaryota, Metazoa, Chordata, Chondrichthyes, Lamniformes, Lamnidae. Bases 1 to 288 code for a protein of 95 amino acids. The record is from RefSeq and is a predicted model, not a curated record.